Dipodomys spectabilis (banner-tailed kangaroo rat) is the source of this 546-nucleotide messenger RNA. RefSeq names its product protein BTG1-like. The record is from RefSeq and is a predicted model, not a curated record. The transcript has a single exon. Bases 1 to 546 code for a protein of 181 amino acids. Gene Ontology annotation, biological process: negative regulation of mitotic cell cycle; negative regulation of cell population proliferation. NCBI's taxonomy places the organism in Eukaryota, Metazoa, Chordata, Mammalia, Rodentia, Heteromyidae. Gene Ontology annotation, cellular component: nucleus; cytoplasm.
AUGAAUCCUUUGUACCCCUCAACUUCCAACAUGAUGUGCGAGAUCACAGUCGCAGUGGCUUUCAUCUCCAAGUUCCUCCGCACCAAAGGGCUCACAAGCGAAGUCCUGCUGCACACCUUCAGCCAGACACUUCAGGAGCUUCUGGCAGAACAUUAUAAACAUCACUGGUUCCCAGACAUGCCAUUCAAGGGAUCAGGUUAUCGUUGUAUUCGCAUCAAUCAUAAAAUGGAUCCUCUGAUUGCACAGGCUGCCCAGCGCAUUGGACUGAGCAGUCAGGAGCUGUUCAGGCUUCUCCCAAGUGAACUCACACUCUGGAUUGACCCUUACGAAGUGUGCUAUAGAAUUGGAGAAGAUGGCUCCAUCUGUGUGCUGUAUGAGGCCUCACCCCCAGGAGAGAGCAUUCAGAAUACCUCCACCAUGCAAAUGGUAGACAACAGAAGCAGCUGUAAGGAGGAAAUGUUCCUGGGCAGAAGCCCUUCCAAAACCUACAAUAUGAUGACUGUCUCUAGUGAAGGUGUAGUCUAUGGAUGGCUCAUCUUGCAGUGA